Messenger RNA from Gossypium raimondii (Peruvian cotton), 1346 nucleotides. RefSeq lists its product as uncharacterized. NCBI's taxonomy places the organism in Eukaryota, Viridiplantae, Streptophyta, Magnoliopsida, Malvales, Malvaceae. The transcript is spliced from 4 exons. The record is from RefSeq and is a predicted model, not a curated record. Gene Ontology annotation, molecular function: RNA binding. Bases 458 to 1051 code for a protein of 197 amino acids.
CGACGGUUUCGUUUUUCUAUUUUUAUUUAUCUCACUCGUUCUAGUCUCGUCCUAGCUAAAACCAGCCCAAAAUCCCAUAGACCGGCCACCGGAACCGCCGUCUACCGCUGUUCUCCGUCUUGGGGCGCCCCUAGCUGAAAUCUUUAUCCCAAUCCAUCUAGGGGAUCCCGUUUCCUUCUCUUUUCACAUUACCUAGAUAAAUUUUCCCCAAACAAAAACCCUAAGAAGCCCUCGAUCUAGAUUGAAAAAUUGGUACUGCCACCUCCUCAAGGCUACGUUUCCUUUUGGAAAUCAUCUCCUAGCUGCUAAACCUUCUUGGCUUUUCUGGUUUGGGAUUUUUUAUUACGGGAUUUUCUUUGAUCGAGGUUGGGAUUGAAAAUUGCUGGCUGAAGUAUAAUUAUUUUUUGUUGUUGUUGGAAAUUGCUUGCCGUCGAUUCUGUAGGUAUUAACAGCAACUAUGUCAGGGAAUUCUAGUUGCAGUGUCUACAUAGGUAAUUUGGAUGAGAGGGUAAGCGACAGAGUUCUGUACGAUAUUCUUAUCCAAGCAGGAAGAGUAGUAGACCUGUACAUCCCUCGAGAUAAGGAAACCGAUAAGCCCAAAGGAUUUGCCUUUGUUGAAUACGAAACCGAGGACGUUGCUGAUUAUGCUGUCAGGCUCUUUUCUGGCCUUGUUACUCUUUAUAACCGAACCUUGAAAUUUGCGAUCUCCGGGCAAGACAAGUCUUCUCAAAACCCUGCCAAUGCAGCCAUGCCUGCUACAAAUUCAUCCUACAAAUCAAGGCAUUACCAUGGAGUAGUUAACCACAUGGAAACCUCUCAGCAGCCAAAGAAGUCUUCAACCCCUUCUAGGAUUCCGGAUUAUCCUGCGCGUUACAGCCAAGCGCCACCUCCUCCUGGUGUUUCUCACCACUUUAAUGGGUAUGGAUCACAUAUCAAUGAUAUCGAUUAUGAAUACAGUCGAAGGGUUUUUGGGGCAACAUGGGAUAGCAUUAGUCGCCCUAGGUCACGUCGCUAUGACACAAGUGACCCAAUUUCAUAUCCCUUUUACUGAUAUUUAUUAUGACAGCUACAUGAGGGUAAAAUUCUUACAUGAUGCACUUAAAAUUGGACUGUUGUAGUUAUUCAAACAAGAUAGGCUGUAGAGUUGUUAGUCAGAAGGGGUAAAGCUAGGAUUUUUUGUAAGUUAUUUCUUUGGGCCCAGCAUUGUUUGUUUAUCAUACUACAAUUUCAUUGUGUGGUGCUAUUUCAUAUUUUCACAACCUUUCAAAUAUUGUAUUUUUGUAUGGUUAUGACUGCAUAUUUGCUAGUAGAUUGAAACUGAAUGGCAGAUUAUUUUCUUGGCUGAA